GUAUUAACUAAUGAUGAGACCUUAUUACUGAACUGGACUGUGGAAGUUCAUUGGCGCCGGCUGUGACUGUCUUCGUCUUCGUCUUCUCUCUUUUGAUUUGCGUAAACCCUAGCUCUCAAGCUUAUUGCUUUUCGAAUUACAGAGAGGCCAUUGUUAUCUACUCCAUCAUCACUUGCUAUCAGUUCUAAUGACUACUUCUUCAGAUAUAUGAAGUAAAAAAUUCACUCUAGACCUGGAUGGUAUCAGCUGGAUGUGCAUACAUGAAAACACUCCUAAGAAAUUAUGGAAUAGCACAUCGUUUCGAUUUCAAGUUUGGUAAGAUUUACAAUUUUUCACAUAAGUGCUCAUUUUCAUCAAAUGGGAAUUUUUCGGAGUCGGAGGGGAAAGUUAUUUCCUUUGUGGAUGGUGGUAGUAUCCCUGAAAGCCCAUUGAAUGCUGAGUGUACAAGACAGGUAGUUGAUGAAACAUGCCAUAUAUUGGAGAGCAGUCCUUGGGGACCUUCCAUUGAGAAUUCUCUGUUGGCACGUUUUGGGAAACCUCAACCAGAAUCAGUCAUUCGAGUGUUGAGGAGGCUGAAGGAUGUUAAUCUAGCUGUAAAUUAUUUUCGGUGGUCUGAGAGACAAAUUGACCAGGCACAUUGUCCAGAAGCAUAUAAUUCACUAAUUACGGUCAUGGCUAGGAGUAGAAAUUUCAUUUGGUUAGAUCAAAUUUUGGAAGAAAUGAGUGUAGCAGGAAUUGGUCCAUCUAAUUAUACUACUGUUGAGUUAGUUGUGAGCUGUAUCAAGUCACAGAAACUAAGAGAAGCUUUUGAUCUAAUUCAAACCAUGAGGAGGUUUAAAUUCCGCCCAGCAUUCUCGGCUUACACUAAUCUUAUUGGAGCACUAUCUACAGUUCAUGAAGCUGAUCUCAUGCUCACUCUCUUUCAUCAAAUGCAGGAGCUAGGUUAUGAAGUAAGUGUGCACUUAUUUACAACUGUCAUUCGUGUGUUUGCUAAGGAGGGAAGAGUUGAUGCUGCACUCUCUUUGUUGGAUGAGAUGAAGAGCAACUCGCUUAAUGCUGAUAUUGUUCUUUAUAAUGUAUGUAUAGAUUGUUUUGGUAAAGUUGGUAAAGUGGAUAUGGCCUGGAAAUUUUUUCAUGAAAUGAAAGCGAAUGGUUUGAGGCCUGAUGAUGUUACUUAUACUAGCAUGAUAGGAGUUCUUUGCAAGGCUGACAAAUUGGAAGAAGCAGUUCAGUUAUUUGAACAGAUGGAUCUUAAUAGGACAGUACCAUGCGCAUAUGCUUAUAACACCAUGAUUAUGGGCUAUAGUUCAGCAGGAAAAUUUGAUCAAGCAUACAGCCUACUUGAGAGGCAAAAAACAAAGGGAUGCAUUCCAAGUGUGAUUGCAUAUAAUUGUAUUCUUACAUGUCUUGGGAGAAAAGGGAAAGUGGAUGAAGCGUUGAGGAUUUUUGAGGAAAUGAAGAAAGAUGCAGUACCCAAUCUUCCAACAUAUAAUAUUCUGAUAGACUUGCUUUGCAGGGAAGGAAAGCUUGAGGCUGCUUUGAAGGUUCAGGAUGCCAUGAAAGAAGCUGGCCUGUAUCCUAAUGUUAUGACUAUAAACAUAAUGAUUGAUCGACUUUGCAAAGCUCAAAAACUCGAUGCAGCUUGUUCUAUAUUUGAAGAAAUGGAUUACAAAGUUUGCACCCCAAAUGAGUUUACAUUUUGCUCUCUUAUAGAUGGCCUGGGCAAACAAGGAAGAGUAGAUGAUGCCUAUAAGCUUUAUGAAAAGAUGUUGGAUACUGAUAAGAUUCCAACUGCUAUUAUUUAUACAUCUCUCAUUAGGAAUUUUUUUCGGUGUGGCAGGAAGGAGGAUGGUCACAAGAUAUACAAAGAAAUGGUGCAGCGGGGCUGUCCUCCUGAUUUGAUGCUUCUUAAUACCUAUAUGGAUUGCAUUUUCAAAGCUGGUGAAACUGAGAAAGGUAGAGCUUUGUUUAAGGAGAUUAAAGCUCAAGGAUUCAAUCCCGAUGUGCGGAGCUUCUCAAUCCUAAUCCAUGGUCUUAUAAAGGCUGGAUUUGCACAUGAAACUUAUGAGCUGUUUUAUGCAAUGAAGGAGCAAGGCUGUGUUUUGGACACCCGAGCAUACAACACUGUUAUUGAUGGAUUCUGCAAAUCAGGAAAGGUAAACAAAGCGUACCAGUUGCUGGAGGAAAUGAAGACGAAGGGUCACCAUCCCACUGUUGUUACCUAUGGCUCGGUCGUUGAUGGUCUUGCCAAGAUUGAUAGGCUUGAUGAAGCUUAUAUGCUUUUUGAAGAAGCUAAAUCAAAGGGUAUAGAGUUGAAUUUAGUUAUCUACAGUAGUCUUAUCGACGGAUUUGGUAAGGUGGGUAGAGUUGAUGAAGCCUAUCUUAUAAUGGAAGAAUUAAUGCAGAAAGGAUUGACUCCCAAUGUUUACACAUGGAAUUGCUUGCUUGAUGCCCUCGUGAAAGCCGAAGAAAUUGAUGAAGCCCUUGUUUGCUUUCAGUCCAUGAAAGACUUGAACUGUGCUCCCAACCAAAUAACUUAUAGCAUUCUCAUAAAUGGAUUUUGCAGAGUUAGAAAAUUUACCAAGGCUUUUGUGUAUUGGCAAGAGAUGCAAAAACUUGGGUUGAAGCCCAACACAAUCACCUACACCACCAUGAUCUCUGGACUUGCAAAGGCCGGGAACAUAGCAGAAGCUAACAGACUGUUUGAAAGGUUAAAAGCUAGUGGUGGAAUGCCUGAUUCUGCUAGCUAUAAUGCUAUGAUAGAAGGGCUAAGCAGUGCAAAUCAAGCAAUGGAUGCAUAUAUGCUAUUCGAAGAAACUCGGUUGAAAGGUUUUAAAAUCCAUAGCAAGACUUGUGUUGUCCUCUUAGAUUCAUUGCACAAGGCUGAAUGUCUCGAGCAGGCGGCGAUUGUGGGUGCUGUCUUGAAGGAAACCGCAAAGUCUCAGCAUGCUUCAAGGACAUGGUAACACUGUCCUCUUACUCAAUGGGGACAUUUGCAUUAAAUGCUUAUAGAAAAAAAAAGUGGAAUAAACUUUUCUGUGUGGUGGGCAUUUUGUUGGGAGAGAUAGUAGAGGAAGAAAAGAAAUUGAGUUUUUUUGGCCUUGGAAUAACAGAUUUUUGUAAAAGUGGUAGUUUGUAGUAUAUACUAAAUAUAUUACCCAUUCUUUUGCAGUUUUCCCUUUCUUUCACAAUUAAUGACAAUCAACAAUUGAUUUCUUCAG
Messenger RNA from Cannabis sativa, 3221 nucleotides. Its product is annotated as pentatricopeptide repeat-containing protein At3g06920. Gene Ontology annotation, molecular function: protein binding. Bases 237 to 2966 code for a protein of 909 amino acids. The transcript has 4 exons. NCBI's taxonomy places the organism in Eukaryota, Viridiplantae, Streptophyta, Magnoliopsida, Rosales, Cannabaceae. The record is from RefSeq and is a predicted model, not a curated record.